Messenger RNA from Pseudocercospora fijiensis CIRAD86, 2309 nucleotides. RefSeq lists its product as uncharacterized. Lineage: Eukaryota; Fungi; Ascomycota; Dothideomycetes; Mycosphaerellales; Mycosphaerellaceae. Bases 124 to 2046 code for a protein of 640 amino acids. Gene Ontology annotation, molecular function: copper ion binding; oxidoreductase activity. The transcript has a single exon. The record is from RefSeq and is a predicted model, not a curated record.
AGACAACAACCCUUCCAUUCGUUCACUUGCAUUCGGUGUACCAACAAAAGUGCCAUCUGGAUUCUUCUUCCAGAUUGUCACCACUAACGUUCAACCUCCUCGUUCUCUUGUGCAGUUCACAAUAUGCCUUCGUUUCUCAACAGCCUGGUGGUCUUUGGGCUGGCUGCCACUUCGACUCUCGUUGAGGCAUCGCCUCGGCGAGGUGGCCCUCCUCAAGGCUCACAUGGCGGCCGGCCUCUCGGCAUGCCAAAUUGGCGCGGUCAAGGCAAGACUGCUGGCAGCCCAUCAUACCCUUGGAUAUUCGAGAACACUCUUCCCAUUCCUGCAGUCGCUCAGCCAUUGUUCACAGAAACGAUCAAUGGUCGAACAAUACAAUACUACGAGACCACCAUCGAACCUUUUCAACAACAGGUCUACCCAAACCUGGGCAAGGCAAACCUAGUUGGAUACAACGGGACUGCUCCUGGAGCCACAUUCAUGAUCCCAAGAGGCACAGAGACAAUCAUUCGAUACCAUAACAAGGCAACACAAUCGGCGUCAGUUCACCUUCACGGCUCAUACACUCACUCUGUGUGGGAUGGAUGGGCGUUCGAUGAGAUUCAGCCAGGCCAAUACAAAGAUUACUAUUAUCCUAAUACCGAGUCUGCGCGACCAAUGUGGUAUCACGACCACGCGCAUGGACACACCGCUGCAGAUGCAUACUAUGGUCAAGCUGGCUGCUACAUCGUCACAGACCCUGCUGAGGAUGCUCUGGGACUCCCAAGUGGAAACUAUGAUAUUCCACUCGCUAUAACAGAUAAAGCGUAUACGGCGACCGGCGACCUUCAGAACCCCACCAGCAACAAGAUUAACUUCUUUGGAGAUAUCAUAGAGGUCAAUGGCCAGCCUUGGCCAUACCUCAAUGUGGAGCCUCGCAAGUAUCGCUUCCGGCUCUUCGAUAUGGCUCUCAGUCGUGCUUUCGAUUUCUACCUUGUCGAUCAGGACAACAACAAUAUUCAGUUCCAGGUCAUUGGUUCGGACUCAGGCCUCUUCGCUUCUCCAGUCGAUACUAAAGACGUUGUCGUGUCGAUGGGUGAGCGCUACGAAAUCAUCGUCGACUUUUCUGGAUUUAAGGGUCAGAACGUCACGCUCAUGAACGGCCAGCAAAUCGCUCAGAUCAACGAAUUCGAGAACACCGAUAAAGUCAUGCGAUUCGUCGUCGGCAACGAGGUCUCUGAUAGCUCAAACAACGGCGCUGUCCCAUCUUCUCUGAAUACGGCUAUCCAAUGGCCAACGCACAAGGAUACUGUUGAUAAGACCUUCAACUUCCAGAUGGGUGGUGCAAAUCUCUGGACCGUCAACGGUGUUGACUUUAGCGACCCGAACUCCCGAGUGCUCGCUCGACCACCCCAGGGUACUGUUGAGCGAUGGCGAUUCCAUCAUACGGGCGGCCUCGCCGUACACCCGGUCCACUUGCACCUUGUGAACAUGCAGGUCCUUUCCCGAACUGGUGGUGCUCGAGGUCUUAUGCCUUACGAGGCUGCUGGACUCAAGGAUGUGGUCAUGCUUGCUCCCGGCGAGACGGUUGAUGUCCUUGCCAUGUACGGUCCUUGGAAUGGCGUGUAUAUGUUCCACUGUCAUAAUCUCGUCCACGAAGACAAUGUCAUGAUGGCUGCAUUCAAUGCCACCACCCUUUCCGAUCUUGGCUACGAGUUCAACAGCACACAAGGCUUCGGCGACCCGAGCGACACGCGCUUCGCAGCGAAGGCAUACGAUGCCUCAUCGUUCGAAGACGCGGCUUUGCACAGCGCCGUUUCGUCCCUUGCAGCCCUCAAUGCUUACGCUCCUGCAUCGGCACUAAUGUCAGCCGAGUCAGCGUACUGGGCAACUGCAGGCUCAAACGCGGUAGUGACAGCCAACGCUUUUGUCGCUACCGCCACAUUCGCACCUACCGAGACAGCAGCGCCUACGAGCUCGGGUGUUGGUUUCGUUGCUCCUACCGUACAGGCCACCAGCACAGCCCUUUUCGGCCGAGUGACUGGACUUCCGCAGCCAUUCAGAGCCUGACGUCUUGCCCGAUGACUUGCGUACGGCGUUCCUCAGACAGAACGGCUUCAGUAGCCGCUUGUAGAUUUCGUAUGGUCAUGAGUAUGCAUAAGCAUUGGGUCGGAGUUUUACCAUGAAAAGACAUGAUAUUUCUGGGUGGAAAGGUCGGUGAGAUCUGUAGCUUUGGCGAUAUGAUGUUAAUGUUUUUCGAUCCUGUUGUAUAACCCGCUACAAAGGCAUGGCAAUGAUGAUUGCGCUCCACUGGGAAUCGAAACUCCUCCUGU